AUGGCUGGAGAUAGCCAAAGUGCGACUGCAUCGCCUCGCAAAAGUAGCAAUGAGUCAAGUCGACUGGGCAGGCUCAAAAGAAGUCUCCCAAAGCUGAUCACUCGGUUCUCGCGCCCUAAGAUUGGUGAGCGCAGCAAGACAGAUGAUGUCGUAAUCAGGAAAGACCAUGGAAAACCAGAAGUAAUUCGACAAGCGGUCUCUGCUGGCGCGCAUGACUGCAGGGCCAUUGAUGCAGAUUGUCAGGCUGGCCCGAGCAAGGCACCAAAUCGAAUGCGAUCAAGUGCUAGCGGCUAUCGUGGUGACCGCAGCGCUUUGUCUACCAGUACUGGACAGUCUGUCAGCAUCGACUGGGCAUCACGAUUGGGCUCUCCUUCCAACAGCGACCGCAAUAGUGAAAGCUGGACGAAUGUUACCACGCCGGAGAAGACUACUGCUGAGCGGUUUGUGCCGAGACCUGGUAUCAUUCCUGAUACUUCUUCGGCUGAAGAUGAGCGAUUCUCAACUGGCUCAUCUACGGACCUGAUGUCGUCGCCAUACGCCCCAAGAAUAUCAGAUGGUACUCCUGCUGAAUCGGUCCGUGUCCACAGCGAAGAAGUACCACCUGGGUCAGGUCUCGAGCGACCCACCGAAGGCAAUGGUCUCAUUAAGACCGCUUCAGCACCAGCAUCCACUCAAGACGGAUCUCUGGCCUACUGGCGUUCUGCUCUUUCGUCCAAGCCGGACAAAGGCAAAGGGAGAGCUUGUGACUACAUUAAAGACGUGGAUGGGCGAGUGUGCAGAAAGAAUGGAGACAGGAAACUCACCAGACCAGCUGCCGAGAUACCCGUCACCCAGAAGGCACUGCCGGUGAUCAACCCCGGUCAUGAUACUUGGGCUGAAAUGUCUUUGCAGCAGAAGAAGAAGCUCAGUGCAAAAGUCAACUCGAACCUCUCCAAAUAUCACUGGUCUGCUGCGGAGGAGCGAAAACAACCUGCUGUUGAGGAACCGAUUGGACCUGCUGGAGAACGUGCUUAUAAGUCAUCGGCGUUCCCAGAUACUUUGUCGCGGAAGGAGAAAGAAAGUAAGAUGGCUUUGCCGCCUGUUGUUACGAGUAUCAAUGGCAUUUCGACGACUAGGAUUGUGCCUGCUGGUUUGCCGGCUGCGGUGCCUGAGGUCGAGGAUGAUGAUGAACUUGAGAGUGAUGCAAACUCCAUCUCCUCCGUCCUCUCCGCCGCCUCCGGCAGCCGAUCCGGCUACUCCAUUGCCUCAGAAAGCUCCUCCAGUAACCUAAUCCCGCGCCAAAGACCUCGCGACUCUGCCCGAAUGUCUCGCACAGUCGGUGGAGACAUGACGCAUUACAGCACUGGCUCCAUCGAUCUGGAAGCUCUCAAUUCGAAGCAUGCGAAAGCUGCAGAUUUUGAGAAAUUCGCGAAGAAGAAGUCUUCGGGCCCGAAGAAGGCGAGUGCGGGUGCUACUAAUGUUGGUGAUGAUGGAGAGGACGGAAUGCAGAAAUUGGAAAUGUGGAGGACAAACUCGAAAGCGGAGGGAGCGAAGUUUGUGAUUUGUCAGAGUCCGGAUGAGAUGAAGGAGGAGGUGGGAAUGUGGUGGUGA
This is a messenger RNA of Cercospora beticola, 1590 nucleotides long. RefSeq lists its product as uncharacterized. Lineage: Eukaryota; Fungi; Ascomycota; Dothideomycetes; Mycosphaerellales; Mycosphaerellaceae. The record is from RefSeq and is a predicted model, not a curated record.